UUAUCCUGCACGAAUCAGCAAGCUCGUACUAUAUUGAAAUUUCGUUAUUAUUUAUUAAUAGUUGACAAGUGCGUGUAAGCAUUCCAUGGUAACUUUAAUAAUAUCACCGUGUGUUGUGAUGGACAAAAAGCUGCAAAUUAAAAGAGGAUUAACGUUAUGAGAUUAUACAAAUUUGAAAUUUUCAUUUAAUGUACAGUUCUUGAUAUCUCUCGUGUUCAUAUUGCUAGAACAGUGUCGAUUUUAAAAGUGGCCAAAAGCAGCUACAACCGAUUAUCUACGCAAGUUUUAAUGGCGGCGACAACGGGGACAAUUCUUGAAACAAUUGUUUUGGUCAUUGUAUUCAUAGCAGCACUUUGUGCCAAUCUUAGCCUGUUCUACAUCGUUGGUACGACUAGAAACCUUCAAACAAAAGCAAAUGUAUUUAUCUUAAACCUGGCUCUCGCAGAUCUACUUGUCGCCGUCAUUAAUCUCCCUGUGACUAUAAUCACUGUUAUUGCCCAAGAUUGGGUGCUUGGUAAGACGCUUUGUCAAAUAUCUGGAUUUUUAACAUUGCUCACGUUCGUAGCAUCGUGUAUGGCUUUGUCCAUGAUCAGCAUAAAUCGCUACCAUGCUAUAGUUAAUUGGACAUCUUAUGAGAGCAAGUACACUCGCCGUAAAUGUGCUUUUUAUGUUUGUAUUACCUGGUUUAUAACAAUCGUAUUAUCUAUACCUCCGUUUUUUGGUUGGGCGAAAUUCGACUAUGAUCCAGGACAGAGUUAUUGUUUUGCUGAAUGGACAGCAAGUAAAUCGUACACGAUCUUUAUGAUUGCAGCUUGUCUAUGUGGUCCGUUGUCUAUAAUGACUUACUGUUAUGUGAGAAUACUUCGUUAUCACGAAGAUAGUGGCAGAGAUGUCCGCCAAAUCUCGCUACGUUCUAACAGCCUUUCGGUACAAUCUUUUGCUAUGGUUAACCAAACACAGGGAUCAAGAAAAAAUCGUUUGACAAGAACAGUAAUAGUGUUAAUUGUCGUCUUUGGCAUUUGCUGGUCCCCUUUUGCGAUCAUAAUGUUGAUCCAAGUAUUCUCCAAUGCGCAUGUUCCACGCGCUGUGGAUUUUGGAUCCCUGGUUUUGGGAUACUUAAACAGUUUUUUCAACGUGGUUGUGUAUAACGCAACAAAUAGAAAACUUCGAAGGCAAUUUUUGAAAUUUUUUACAGCAGUUAACUUAGAAAAGACAUUCGACUAA
Molecule: messenger RNA, 1224 nt
Organism: Xenia sp. Carnegie-2017
Lineage: Eukaryota; Metazoa; Cnidaria; Anthozoa; Malacalcyonacea; Xeniidae
Product: melatonin receptor type 1C-like
Exons: 1
Coding region: 289-1224 (311 amino acids)
Biological process (GO): cell surface receptor signaling pathway; G protein-coupled receptor signaling pathway
Cellular component (GO): membrane
Molecular function (GO): G protein-coupled receptor activity
Source: RefSeq, a predicted model, not a curated record